AGCAACAUGUGGACAUCGAAAGAAACAUUACCUAGCUCUGCUGAGACAAAAGCAACAGUGUUUGAAUUACCAAAAACAGAGCCAACAACGGUGAAGGUGACAAGCACCACAAUUGUUCCUCCAUCUCCUACAACAACGCCAGUUACUGAGCAGGCACAACGUCUAGCACCAGUAUUUAAUCCUCCACAAAUCACCGUGACUGUGGACGAGAAUGAAUCCGAUGUAGAAAUUGCCAAGGCACAACGUCUAGCACCAGUAUUUAAUCCUCCACAGAUCACCGUGACUGUGGACGAGAAUGAGUCCGAUGUAGAAAUUGCCAAGGUUCAUGCCAGCUAUCCAGAUGGUGGUAGUGGAACAGUUUCUUAUGUUCUUCAUAAAGGAGAUGCAACAAUGUUUUCAGUUUCCUCCUAUUCUGGCUCCGUCAUUCUGCUUCGUCCUCUUGACGCUGAGUCUGAUACAUCUUACAUGCUUCAGAUUUCCACAGCUGAAGCAGCUGGCCUAGCUGUUGAUCCAUCGAUGGCACAUUUUGUCUCAAUUACCGUCCACGUCGGUGAUGUGAACGAUUGGAUUCCAAACUUUGAACUUUCCAACUACAGUUUCAUUGUACAGGAGGAUACGAUGCCCGGCACCAUAAUAGGACAAGUUGCAGCUUUUGAUCAAGAUAAACAAGAUCCUAACAAUCGCAUACGUUACCGGUUGGUUAGUGCUGGCGGACUGGAGAAACAUUUUUCGGUGAAUCCAGAGACUGGACUGAUAACACUUGCACUACAAGUGGACGAGUUUGCCGGGGAGAAGAUUACG
Strongylus vulgaris is the source of this 801-nucleotide messenger RNA. The record is from the annotation of a GenBank genome assembly. NCBI's taxonomy places the organism in Eukaryota, Metazoa, Nematoda, Chromadorea, Rhabditida, Strongylidae.